Messenger RNA from Elgaria multicarinata webbii, 2944 nucleotides. It is a transcript of the gene PROX1, whose product is annotated as prospero homeobox 1. Gene Ontology annotation, molecular function: RNA polymerase II cis-regulatory region sequence-specific DNA binding; DNA-binding transcription factor activity, RNA polymerase II-specific. The coding region runs from base 498 to 2852 and encodes 784 amino acids. Gene Ontology annotation, cellular component: nucleus. Lineage: Eukaryota; Metazoa; Chordata; Lepidosauria; Squamata; Anguidae. The transcript is spliced from 6 exons. The record is from RefSeq and is a predicted model, not a curated record. Gene Ontology annotation, biological process: regulation of transcription by RNA polymerase II.
UGAGCGAGGCUGCUCUGGCCGCCUGCAGAAAUAAUAGAACAAUUACAGCCAGGGAGAGACGAGCGGCGCAGAAGAGCUGGGGCGUCCCCCCUCUGUUCUCUCUCUCCCUCUCUCCUUUCUCCCUCCCCUGCACACUCACUCGUUCUUUCUCUCUCUCUCUCUCUCUCUCUCUCUUACACACACACACACACACACGCAGCCUGGCACGCUCACUUUCACCCUCCGUUGGCCAAUUACAAUAUUCAUCAGCAGCAAGAUAUCAAGGCUGCCUGUGCGUUUGGGCCAGCGCGUGUGUUUCCCCUCCGUCUCUGUCUCUCUCGCCUUCUAUCUCACCAGCAGGAGAAGGGAGGGGGAAGAGAGAGAGAGAGAGAGAGAGAGAGAGAGAGAGAGAGAGAGAAAGGGGGCUCAGUUUCAUCGCCUUUGCAACUGAGGUCCCAGGAUUCUUGAGCUGUGCCCAGCUGACAAGCUUUUGAAGAUGGCACAAUAACAGUUCAGUGAUGCCUGACCAUGACAGCACAGCCCUCUUAAGCAGGCAGACCAAGAGAAGAAGAGUUGACAUUGGAGUGAAAAGGACGGUAGGGACAGCAUCUGCAUUUUUUGCAAAGGCGAGAGCGUCGUUUUUUAGUGCCAUGAAUCCCCAAGGUUCAGAACAGGAUGUUGAGUAUUCAGUGGUGCAGCAUGCAGAUGGGGAGAAGUCAAAUGUGCUCCGCAAGCUGCUGAAGAGGGCGAACUCGUAUGAAGAUGCCAUGAUGCCUUUUCCAGGAGCAACCAUCAUUUCCCAGCUGUUGAAAAAUAACAUGAACAAAAAUGGUGGCACCGAGCCCAGUUUUCAAGCCAGUGGCCUCUCCAGCACAGGCUCCGAAGUGCACCAGGAGGAUGUGUGCAGCAACUCUUCAAGAGACAGCCCCCAAGAGUGUCUUUCCCCUUUUGGCAGGCCUACGAUGAACCAGUUUGAAAUGGAUCGCUUGUGCGAUGAGCACCUGAGAGCCAAGCGUGCCCGGGUUGAGAAUAUCAUUCGGGGGAUGAGCCAUUCCCCCAGCGUGGCAUUAAGGGGCAAUGAAAAUGAGCGAGAGAUGGCGCCGCAGUCUGUGAGUCCCCGAGAAAGUUACCGAGAAAAUAAACGCAAGCAAAAGCUGCCUCAGCAGCAGCAGCAGAGUUUCCAGCAGCUGGUUUCAGCGAGGAAAGAGCAGAAGCGCGAGGAGCGCAGGCAGCUGAAGCAGCAGCUGGAGGACAUGCAGAAACAGCUGCGGCAGCUGCAGGAGAAGUUUUACCAAAUCUAUGACAGCACAGAUUCUGAAAACGACGAAGAUGCUGGCAACCUGUCCGAAGACAGCCUGCGUUCCGAAAUGCUGGAUGCCAGAGCCAGGGAUUCUGUGGGCAGGUCAGAUAACGACAUGUGUGAGUUGGACCCGGGGCAAUUCAUCGAUCGCGCACGGGCCCUGAUCAGGGAGCAGGAGAUCGCCGAAAACAAGCCCCGGAAAGAAGGCCCCAAAGAGAAAGAUCACGGCGGCCCUCCCUCUUUCCACCCAGAAGGCAAGCACCUGGCCGAGACGUUGAAGCAGGAGCUGAGCACUGCCAUGUCUCAGGUGGUGGACACCGUGGUCAAGAUUUUCUCUUCGAAACCUGCCCGCCAACUUCCUCAGGUCUUCCCACCUCUUCAGAUCCCCCAAGCCAGAUUUGCUGUCAACGGGGAGAACCACAACUUCCACACCGCCAACCAGCGCCUCCAGUGCUUUGGUGAUGUCAUCAUUCCAAACCCACUCGACACCUUUGGCAAUGUGCCACUGCCUAACUCUACAGACCAAACAGAAGCACUGCCCCUAGUUGUCCGCAAAAAUUCAUCUGACCAGUCUGCCUCUGCCCCUCCUCCUGGCAGCCACCACGCUGCUCUCCAUCAGUCCCCGCUGUCCGCCGCACCAGGCUUCACCUCCUCAUCUUUCCGCCACCCCUUUCCGCUGCCCCUUAUGGCCUACCCAUUUCAGAAUCCGUUAGGCGCUCCUUCGGCCUCCUUUCCUGGGAAAGACAGAGCUUCCCCAGAAUCCUUAGAUUUAACGAGGGAGACCACAAGCCUGAGGACCAAGAUGUCGUCGCAUCACAUGAACCAUCACCCCUGUUCACCAGCACACCCGCCCAGCACCGCUGAAAGCCUCUCUAUCUCUCUCAUCAAGUCUGAGUGUGGUGACCUGCAAGAUAUUUCGGAAAUCUCACCUUACUCGGGGAGUGCAAUGCAGGAAGGUUUGUCGCCUAACCACUUGAAAAAGGCCAAGCUCAUGUUCUUUUAUACCCGGUACCCAAGUUCCAAUAUGCUGAAAACGUACUUCUCAGAUGUAAAGCAUCAUUCAUCCAGAAGAAGCCCAAAGUGCUUUACAAACAGCCAAUAUAGGGAUCAUUCACCCACCACUGAAAGGCAGCCACUUCCGUGGUGGAAGGCAACAGCCAUUCGGGGUCAGCAACAUCACACACCAGUAGAUUUCAACAGAUGCAUUACCUCUCAGCUCAUCAAGUGGUUUAGCAAUUUCCGUGAGUUCUACUACAUUCAGAUGGAGAAGUAUGCACGUCAAGCCAUCAAUGAUGGGGUAACAAGCACUGAAGAGCUGUCUAUAACCAGAGACUGUGAGCUGUACAGGGCCCUCAACAUGCACUACAAUAAAGCAAAUGACUUUGAGGUUCCAGAGAGAUUCCUGGAAGUGGCUCAGAUCACAUUACGAGAGUUUUUCAAUGCCAUUAUCGCAGGCAAAGAUGUUGAUCCUUCUUGGAAGAAGGCCAUAUACAAGGUCAUCUGUAAGCUGGACAGUGAAGUUCCUGAGAUUUUCAAAUCCCCAAACUGCCUCCAAGAGCUUCUCCAUGAGUAGAAAUUUCAACCACUAUUUAUGAAUGUAUUAAAAAAAGAAGUAGCAAAUCCCCCUUUUUUGAUGCCCAACUUGUGUGUGAGUGUGUGUGUGUA